CAUUGUCUCAAAAUGUUUUGUCAUAAAACAAGAAUCAUAUCCAUCUAGCUUCCUCCCACAAAAUCAUCAUGAAAAUCCAAUAUAUUUUCUUGCUACAUUUCCUCUUGGCCUUGCUACAUUUCACUAGCCUAAUCAGAUCCGACCCCGAACCACUAAAUGACUAUUGCGUGGCCGAAACCAAAAAUCAUCACAAUAUUUUCUUAAAUAGUGUACCAUGCAUAAACCCCAAUCACACUCUAGCCUCCCAUUUCUCCACGUCAGCAUUGUCCGAACCCGGUAGCAUGAACCAAUUUGACUUCAACGUUACACUAAGCAACGUCAACAAUUUACCCGGUCUCAACACCCUAGGCCUAACCAUGGCACGUGUGGACAUCGCAGCCAAUGGUCUCGUGCCACCUCAUUCCCACCCUAGGGCUUCGGAAGUCACCAUUUUGCUCGAGGGCUCUCUCUUAGUCGGAUUCGUCGACACUUCAAAUAAGCUCUACACACAACGCUUAAGACCCGGUGACUCUUUCGUGUUCCCUAAAGGUCUGAUUCAUUUCUUGUACAACACGGGGAUAUCAAGCCCGGCCUUGGCUGUGUCGGGGCUGAGCAGUCAGAACCCGGGAGCGCAAGUCUCGUCAGUUGCCUCGUUUGCCUCACACCCGGGCAUGCCAGAUGAUGUGUUGCGGAAGGGAUUCAAGAUGAAUGGACAAGAUGUUGCUAGAAUUAGAAGGAAUCUUGGAGGGUGAACGUUGAUUUUAUUUUAUUUUUUUGUAUGUCAAUUUUAUGACUUUGCAUAAUACUAUUGAUUAAUGAAUAGUUACGAGUGACAAGUGAUUAAAUUUUAUUGUGGUUUGAAAUUAAAGUUAGGUUAUAGUCAAAUAUGUGAGAUGUAAUUGUGCACGCGACAUAUCAACGGCCAUAUUUUGUUUGAAUUUCUUGCCAGCACCACGCUGGAACAUUUAUAUGUAAGCACUCUGAAUUAAAUUAUAAGUUUGUAUUUCGUUUAUUUAAAGAUUUUUACGUAUACAUUCAUCAUUUGUAUAA
This is a messenger RNA of Salvia splendens (bonfire salvia), 1029 nucleotides long. RefSeq names its product germin-like protein subfamily 1 member 1. Bases 69 to 731 code for a protein of 220 amino acids. Lineage: Eukaryota; Viridiplantae; Streptophyta; Magnoliopsida; Lamiales; Lamiaceae. Gene Ontology annotation, molecular function: manganese ion binding. The transcript has a single exon. The record is from RefSeq and is a predicted model, not a curated record.